Molecule: messenger RNA, 4345 nt
Organism: Hippocampus zosterae (dwarf seahorse)
Lineage: Eukaryota; Metazoa; Chordata; Actinopteri; Syngnathiformes; Syngnathidae
Gene: srrm1
Product: serine/arginine repetitive matrix 1
Exons: 14
Coding region: 1471-3765 (764 amino acids)
Biological process (GO): regulation of mRNA splicing, via spliceosome; mRNA processing
Cellular component (GO): spliceosomal complex
Molecular function (GO): RNA binding
Source: RefSeq, a predicted model, not a curated record
UAAAGAAGGGAACUUGUCACAUUGUGCUCAUCUUAGACUAAUUGAGUGGUUAAAUUAGCAAAUGGUGUGAUUAUAACAAUGUUUUGCUGUUAUGUAACAAAGUGACUUUAUUCAGCAUACUUCUAAUUAUGAUGUGAUUUAUGAUUUAAAAGGCCUGAACCAAUAUGGAUGUUAUACCUUGCAUCAGAAGUAUAGCACCAACACCUAAUUAGCUCUCUCCUGAGCCCAAAGUCACUGAGCCCAACUCUCCCUUCAUGAUGCAGUGUGUGUUUUGAGUCGACUUGGGACCAGUCCAUGGACUACCGUUCUACGGCACAUGAGUGGUUGGACACUCCCCCUACACGUUGGAUCAUCUACUGUAAUCACUGCCACAUGUCAUCGAAUUUUGCGUGUUUCAUCUUUGUGUGCAGGGGUGUCACAUUAUGGACGUGUUCAAUUCACGUAGAGGACGCAUUUGUUUGUGUAAUGUGAGCGGGAACAUAAAAAGCACAUUUAACAAAAAAUCUGAAUUGGGUAUCGCGCGCUGCAAUGCGAACAUAGCCUAUCCAACCGGGACGUCUAGCUGCCGGGAUGAAAACUACAUAUAAAUCUAAUCUUCUGCACCUUGCCCUCAUUUCCGCUGUCUUCUUUCUCUUCCACGGUGAGCUUCGAAAUCUGCGGCAAAUUCUGCGAUUGUGGAAUUGCGGAUUCCUGUGGGGAGUACAUUAAGAUGCAGUUAACCACAUAUUCAUGUGUGCCUCCAGUAGCUCUGCCUAGAUUUGCUAAGUUAAAUGGUAUUACAAAUAGACCAUGGUAAGAAAGAUUAAUGAUAAUUGAUAUUGUUGAAUAACACACUUUUUUUGUGUUGCUCUGUACUCAUUAUUGCUUGUUCAUCUCUUGCAAUUUAGAUAAAUGAUAUAACAUUAAGCUCAAGGUGGUUGAGUCUCAAGCAGUAGUGAGGCGGAAGCAAGCCAAGGGAGCUCCAUGCCCACUGAUCCCACGGGACUCACUGAAGACACCGGAACUGUACUUAAAAGUGUUGGGUUUUAAUGCACUCUGUAUUGUGGCUAUUUGUUAGAAAUCUGAAGUUGUAGAUUGUGGGGAGAUUGUACAAUGGGAUGGGACAGGACACAUAAUUUUAAUGAAUAUCAUAUAUACAAGAUAAGAUCAUUUCUUUUGUAUAUACUUCGUGUGUAUACGUGAAUGUAGAGGAGCAGCAAUUAGAAUAUGAUAGCAACAUUGCAUGCAAGAUUUGAUCAGCUAGAUUUCUUCUCCCCUUUCAGUUUUCAAUUGGAGUUCAAAUGAAACUUGUUGCCAGAGUCCAGUAGUGGACUCUGUUUUAUUUUUUUUAAUGAAUUUAAGUAGGAAGCAAUUCUUUUUACAGUUAACAAAACAAUCCCAGGUAUAUUCUUGAAAAAUGAAAGGUAGGCACUCCCAACUGAGAGCGCCUACCUCUUUAUUAUAUUUUUGUGCCAUUAUUUCAACAGCAUUAUGUUUCUGUUUCUCUCCCUUUCUUCGUGUGUUUUGCAGCACCCGGAUAGCAAGAUGAUGCAGAUUAACUUGACGGGUUUCCUGAAUGGGAAAAAUGCCAGAGAGUUCAUGAGAGACCUCUGGCCCCUGUUGCUGAGUGCCCAGGAGAACAUUGCUGGCAUCCCAACCGCAUUUUUGGAGCAGAAGAAAGAAGAAAUUAAGCAGAGACAGAUUGAACAGGAGAAGCUUGCUUCUCUGAAGAAGUUGGAGGAGGAGAAAAAGGAUUCAAGAGAGAGGGCUCAGUCAAAGAGCCCGAGAAGACGCAAGACGAGGUCUCCAUCACCAAGGCGCAGGUCUCCGUCACCACGGCGCAGGUCUCCAUUGAGGCGGGACAGGAAACGAACCCCUUCACGCUCCCCAAGACGUAAAGCCACUCUACCUGGUGGGAGCUCACCUCCUCCACCCUUGAUGCAGCUUUCCACAAAACCUGUGGAGCAGCCAUUGGAGCCUGACACAUCAGGAAGAGCCAUGCCAGAACCAGUUACCCAAGAAGUGUCUUCCACCAGCGAAACUGUUGUAGAGGUGGCUAAAGCAGACACGAUUACUGAAGACAAGGAGCUCCCACCUGAGAAAAAUAAGAAUGAGGAGAGGCCCAAGUCCAGGGAAAGGGAGAAGGACAGUAGGAAGGAAAGACCUCAGCGCCGUUCCCGUUCUCAUUCUCGCCACCGCAAAAGGCGUUCUCGUUCAAGGUCUUACUCUCCACGUAGAAGACAGAGUCCCCGAAGGAGAAUGUCUCCGCGCCGAAGAAGCCCACCCAGACGGGGCCCUCCCAGCUCGAGAAACCGACACAGGCGUUCUCCUGUCCGUAGGAGACAAUCUCGUUCUGCUUCAUACUCUGGCAGCAGUUCCUCUCGCUCACACUCGCCUAAAAAAGUAAUGAAAAGAAUAUCCAACACGCCUCCACGAAAACAGCCCCACUUUCCUGAUGCCAUUAGCCCUCCCAGGAAAGACAGGCGAUCACCUUCUCCAAAGGUCAGAAGGGGCAGAGGGUCAGCGUCUCCUGUCAGAUCAUCUGAGGAGGAUAAAAACGAGAAAGGCGCAACUGCGGAUUCUGUGCAGCAAAGACGACAAUAUCGUAGACAGAAUCAGGAGUCAUCUUCAGACUCAGGAUCUUCCUCCUCAGAUGACGAAGCAUCCAAGAGACCAAAGGGAGGACCAGGUGCUAGGAACGGUGACGUUAAGAGGCGGCGUAGCCACACAACUUCCCCGAGGAGGCGACAGAGAGAGGCCUCUCCUAGGAAAAGGCGUUCACCAUCUCCUGGUCCACGCAGACGCCGUUCCCUUACUCCCGUAAGGCGUCGCAGGUCCCCUUCACCAAGACGAAGGUCUCCUUCCCCACCUCCCCGCAGACUCUCUCCAUCCAACAGGCGUUAUUCUCCUCCAAUACAGCGCCGCUACAGCCCCGUACCUCCUCAGAAGAGGAAAUUAUCUAUCUCUCCUGCUAGACGUGGUUCACCAGGGCACAAACGCCGUCCUUCGAGAUCUCCAAGACGCCGAAGUUCUCCCACUCAGCGGAGGCGCACACCACCCUCAUCAAUAUCCCCUCCCAGACACAGAAGAAGCCCCAAGUCCUCUUCUGUCCGGUUAAGUCGGGAUGCACGGUCCCCUGCUGCAGCAGCAAAUCGGCGCUCUCAGUCCCCUGUAAAUCGCAGUCGCAUUAACAGAGAUUCGAACAGUCCUGUGAGGCCUUUUGAAUCCUCCAACCAGCGGAGACACUCUCCAUUGCAGAAUGAAAAACCUAUCCGGAGAGUCUCCCGUACCCCAGAACCGCGCAACAUUCAGAGACGUUCUCUGAGCCCUCAGCCGUUGAGAAGAGUUUCCUCCAGAUCUCGAUCCCUUUCUCCUCAACCAGCUCCAGUGAAAAGCCUCGCCGCCGCAUCUGCCUCCCCUUCACCAUCUCGAUCUGCUAGUGCUUCCCCCCCACCAGCCAAAAAGGCAAGCAGUGGCUCUGGUAGCCAAUCACCUAGCAAGAAUUCAGAUGUUGAUGGCAGCGCCAAAAAGAAGAAAAAGAAGAAGGAAAAGAAGCAUAAGAAGGACAAGAAACAUAAGAAGCACAAGAAGCAUAAGAAGGAGAAGAGUGGCAACACCGGGAGUGGAGAGACCCAGCAGAACCAGGGUGGGGAUGAAGAUGGUGAAUCAAGAAAGGAAUCAGAGAGCGAAGUGGAGGACACGUUGGAUGAUCUGGAGAAACACCUGAGAGAGAAGGCCCUCCGCUCCAUGAGGAAGGCCCAGGUGUCUCCCUCACAGAUGUCCUAAUUCUCAAGGAGCGCCCCUCCACCUACCCCACCCUUUUCACAUUAACCUUGAUGUUUGUGAUAAACUGAUUCAAUUUAGAAUGUACAAACUGGUGAUUUGCGUUUUCUUUCUUUUUACAGAUUUGGUACAUUUUGAGGCAUUGCUUUUCAGUGUGAUUUGUCAGCCUACCAGCUACACUGUAAAAAGUUUGUGUUGUCCAUUACUACUAAAUUGAUGAGCAUGGGAACAUGUAAAUUGAGGGUUGAUUUAAAGACUCCCUCCCACCCUUUUCCACAACCAAAAGUAGACUCCUGUUAAGAAGUGAUUGCAUGUGCAGUGACUAUGUGGUGUGCAUGUGGAGCAGUGCCACUUCUGUGUUAAAUUGUUUUGGUCCUCAAAUAGUGCACAAUUUUCUUUACCAAUUAGUUAUUGUGACUCAUUCAGAGAGGAUGCUUUAAUUUAUCCAACUAGAUUUUUUUGUUUGUUUUUUGGGGUACAUCCUUGUUCCAAGUUAAUCCGUGUGGGACUGCUUUGCUUUGUAUUUAGUACCCCUUAUUUGUCUUGUCAGCCUUUCAGAAUUAAAACAUUUUUAUAGAAUCUC